UACGCUGCCAUGCAGAUCGCGACGUUAUUUCGAUUUUAGGAGUUUGAGUUAAAGGUUUAGUUUUACAUUUCGUUAGUACUUUGAAUGACAAAGUAUAUAUUUCGAGGAUCCAAGAUAUUAGUCAAUUCAAGGUAUAACUAACCUGAGAUAUCGUGAGAAAACAAAGAAAUUCUACACUUCUCCGAAAUAAAUUGAAAAUAAUAUUAGCAAUUUAAGCGAUAGUUAAGAUUUACGAUUAUCUGCUGAAAACGUCUUGUCGAUUACAACGUAUAUCGUCAAGAAAGAUGAUAGUUAACGCGAGAGUGUUUGUGUUGAUCGCACUGAUAACCUACGGCGUAUGCGCUCAUACAGUUGACAUUCGAGAACCUUAUAAAAAAACUAAUGAUAAAAAAUAUGCUGGAUCCAUGCUGGUUGAGAUCGCAAAGGAAUUAGUGCAAAGAUCGACGACCAGCAGUCAGGUGCUGACUUUAAAUCUCUCGAAUUUGCUAUUACUUUUGGUGCUUAAAGCAGUUGUGUUUGGUGCUGGCUACAUAGGACAUGGUUACAAAGGACGCGAAUUAGAAGAUGAAAAUAUUGUAUCAGAGGGUGAGCUUGCAUUAGCGCUUGGGUAUCUGAUCGGUGAUACUUGUUUGUACAGAGCAGCUUGCGAAAAGCCACAUAUUGCGAGAGAAUAUCUCGGCGCAGCAGAAAUGCUUUUGCAAACAAUGAAGUUGAUGCCGCAAAGCUUACCUGCAGAAUCCAAUUAUGAAAAGACGAUCGCAGAGUUCCGGAAGGCGAUUGAGUACGGCAAUAUCGAGCAAUGUCCACCAGAGUACAGCUGCAAAAAAGAGAAUUUAAAUAAUUUCUUACAAAGUGAAAAACGAUAA
Messenger RNA from Mycetomoellerius zeteki, 866 nucleotides. RefSeq lists its product as uncharacterized. The record is from RefSeq and is a predicted model, not a curated record. Bases 285 to 866 code for a protein of 193 amino acids. Lineage: Eukaryota; Metazoa; Arthropoda; Insecta; Hymenoptera; Formicidae. The transcript has 4 exons.